GUUGUUUGUUUGUUUUGUUUUUGUCUCCCUCCAUCCUGCUUCUCUUCUCUCUCCAGCUCCGAACGACCUGCUAUGCGCCUUCUUAAAUGCUGUACCAAGACUGGCUGAUUUCGUUUCCCAUUUAUUGCUGUCUCGCCUUGCACUGACUGGCUUGGACAGGUAUCAGCUAUCUGUUCAUGGCAGAUUUGCAGCCGCUUGCUUUCUGAGAGGGUCAUGAGUUCGACGGGACUGGGAUGACAACCAAGUUUACCACUGCUACGAGUGAUGUUAAUCACAAAAGGGCAGCAGUCCUCAAGGCACUUUGCGUCUGGAUAGGUGAGGAAGAUGGAAAUCUAAUUCGGGAGUAUGUGCAUUGAACACAACAAUCCCUGUACUCGAUGCCAUGUUCCAUCUCUGCCCAUUCUUCUGACUCCCUGUAAUGGUAUUGGAUACAGAGAUGAUACCAAAUACAGUGGCAUCACGACUGGGCUUUAAAACCCAUGUCGGAAUCGAAAUUCUUUCUCUCUGGUGGUGGAUCCCCACGUGUCCCUUUUCCCUUUCGCAACGUCAACAAACUACAAACAAGAUUCCUUCCAGAUCAUCGGACGACCGACAGGACACCAAAGAUCUUCAGCUGACGAGCUGUAAAAGCAAAAGGAACAGAACUGUUUUUCUCGCUGGACCUGCGCUCCGCGCUGUCUUCGGAUAACAGACGACGCACCUUCGGUCGCCAAGCAAGAGUGAUCUCAAACCUGAAUAUAUUAUAACGAUGGUGAGUUAAGAGCUGUCUCCUCCUUUGGAAGCGCUCCUCGCUCCAUCAUUGUGUUGAAGAAGACAGCGCCCCCAGUCAGUGCACUGAAAGCAGACAAGUGGUUCAGCACCACCAGCUGAAGACAGUGCCACACACAUGAGAGGAGGAGCAGUUUAACACAACACGGCUGGCAGGCACUAAUUCACCCUCCCAGAGUUCACAGCAGGAUGACUCUUCUCAUGCUGGGAUGGAAGAAAAGCCACCAGCCAGCCACGUUAGGCUCCAGCCCUUCACCCUGCACCUUUGGUCACCCCCUGCUUCAAACUGCCAAAUCCACUGCAAGUUCUCCCUACUGCACCACCUCUCCAGCCACAAAUUGGCUCCUGACAUCCAGAUGUGCUCUGUGGUCUUUCCUCAGCUUUAUUGAAACGUCUCUGGAUGGGAAAAUACCUUUUGUAGAAGUACCAUGACACAGGCGCAAAUAACAUAAAUAUUGAUGACUUCCGGCAAGAUGGCGUGCUGAGCAGUCGCGCCUUUGGUAUGCUCUGCAAGCCUAGUUCCAAAUUGCAACAAAAUUAAAAUAUUCUCCCAACGUUUACCUCAUUUUUAGUCAGCCGAAGCCGGAAAAAUGAUGUUCGAAGAAGUUAAAGCCUCGGGAAGUGAAAUAAAUUCGACGCUGGAAAUAGGGGCCGAGGUGAGCCUAGCAUCGGCUAACGAAGCUAACGUUAACGUUCGCCAAGAAGAAACAGAGGAUAUGGAGGCAACUUGCUCUGUGGUAAGAAGAAGACAACACAGCUCUCCAUCUAAUGUCACUGUCUCUGCUAAGAAACAGAAGGGAAUGCCGAAACUACAGCCGGAAUUCGUGUCUAAUGUGGACGUCCUAGCUGCUAUCCAGAACUUAACGGCAUUAGUAGAGGACUUCGGUGCACAGCUAAAACAGAACAACAUCAUGAUAGCUAACGUCGCAAAGGCAGCGGAGUUUAAUGCUGCGAACAUCAAAGAGGGACAAGAAAAGACUAAAGUGCUUGAAAAUGCGGUGCGGGAGCUUCAGAAGGAGAAUUUGGAGCUGAAAGAAAAAACUGAGGAAUUGGAGCGAUAUCAAAGAAGAUGGAACCUCCGUCUAAAUGGGCUCCCCGAAACUGAGGGCGAGAAUACCCGGCAGGAGGUAGCAGAGCUAAUAGCAAGGAUGAUACCAGAAUGGUCACACAAAAUGGACAUAAUUCUGGACACUGUUCACAGACUGGGGAAACCGAAACCAGGAAAGACUCAUCAGAUCAUCUUACAAUUCACCUCAAGAACCCACCACGACGCACUUUGGAAACAAGCGAAGGACGACAGGGUAUGCGCCGAGAGGAAGGUACGCUUCAAAGAGGACCUCACCAAAGCGGGACGAAAUGCUCGCAACGCGCUCUGGCCAAAGAUUGAAAGAGCGAGACAGCAGGGAAUGAAGGCAUUCUUCAGAGGACCCUUCGGAUUCAUCAAUGGACAAUGCAUUCAGGAAUAGGAAAGGUGAUCGGGUAUACCAGCUGACUACGAUAAAAUGUAAAGUGAGGAAAAUGUUUAUUAGGGGCGUUGCUGAAGUUAAAAACUUACCUUUACUUUUGACGGCAGGUGCUUGAUUUAAAGCCACUAGAGUAGCCUGUUUGGCUCUUUUCUUUUAUUUAUUUAUUUAUUUUAUUUUUUUUUCCAUCGUUCUUUUAUUUAUUUCGUUGUUUACCACAGAAGUUUCAGUUACAUCUCUAAAUGUAAGGGGUCUUAAAGACAACACGAAAAGGAAAGCUUUGUUUUUGUUUUGCAAAGGGCAGAAAAGUACUUUCACGUUUAUGCAGGAGACACAUUCUAUGAGGGAGGAUGAAACGUUUUGGACACAACAAUGGGGAGUUGUGGGUGGUAGAAAUGGGCAACUGGACUGAAGAUUCUUGAAAA
Neoarius graeffei (lesser salmon catfish) is the source of this 2656-nucleotide messenger RNA. RefSeq lists its product as uncharacterized. The transcript has 8 exons. Lineage: Eukaryota; Metazoa; Chordata; Actinopteri; Siluriformes; Ariidae. Bases 1359 to 2234 code for a protein of 291 amino acids. The record is from RefSeq and is a predicted model, not a curated record.